This is a messenger RNA of Blepharisma stoltei, 1431 nucleotides long. The record is from the annotation of a GenBank genome assembly. NCBI's taxonomy places the organism in Eukaryota, Ciliophora, Heterotrichea, Heterotrichida, Blepharismidae.
AUGGAAGUCACAAGAUCGAAUUUAUCCAAAAUCCUGCCUAAUUUAACCACGAUUUUCCGAAAUGCAGAUUUUCUUUCUUUUGAUAUGGAAUUCACAGGUUUGCCUCAAGAUUUCUCAUAUGAUAAAUAUUCAAAUCUAUCACAAUACUUGAUGUUAAGAGACAGCAUUCUUAAAUAUUUUCCAUUUCGUGCAGGGAUCUGUGCAUUCUCUAUAACCCCUGAGUCUAUCAAGGUAUAUCCUUACACAUUUUAUCUAUUCCCGUCGACAUCUCACCCCCUUGAUCGUUCCUACUCAAUUUCUAACGAUAUGAAAUUCGCCGCAAAAUCAGGCCUCGAUUUCAAUAAACUUUUCAAAGAAGGAAUUGGCUUUAAAUCAAGGGUCGAUAUUAUAGAAAAAACUAAUAAAAAUUAUAAAGAAAUUUCUCAUGAUAUGAGAGCUUUUCAUGCUUUGUGUAGAGAUAAAGUCUUGCUUUGGGAUGAUGAAGAUGAUGAAAUUUUAUUAGAUGCCAAAUAUAUGAGAUUUCAUGUAAUUGAUUACACAAUUCAAGAACUGGAAAAAGAGUUUGGGGUUACUGGAGAAAUCAAGAGGGAAAAUGAAAUACCUGUAGGAAUUUUGUUAAGAAGAGGCAAGAGGGAGCAAAAAAUAGUAAACAUUGAUGGAUUUUCACAAGUUAUUGAUUUAAUGCUAGGCAAACCACUUGUUGGGUACAACAUGUAUUUUGACCUUUUGCAUUUAUAUGAUAAAUUUAUCAAUCCACUUCCUAUAAACUUUAAUGAGUUUGCUUUCAAUUUGCAAGAAAAAUUCCCUGACCUGCUUGAUACAAAAUCAAUUAUUCAAACAUCAGCAGCAGUAAACCAAUAUGUAACUAAUAAUUAGUUUGGCAAUGCAAGGCUAUCACAAGGUUUACAUGAUUGCUGAGAUAUUUUGCAAAAAGAUAAAGAAUAUCAAUCAUCUUUAAAAUUUGAAAUUGAGCCUCCUUUUGAUGGAAAGGUUCAGCAUAGUGCAGGAUUUGACGCUUUUAUAUCAGGCUCUAUCCUCUUAAAAUCAAUGAAAAUAAUGAAUCUUCCCCUGAAUAAAAUUUUUGAGAAAUCAAAAAAUAAAUUCUUUUUCUCAGUAAACAAAAAAUGUGUGGAUUUAGAAAAGCAGAAAAAAGAAGAAAUUUUUCUAUUGAAGCUUGAAAGCGAGAUUGAGCAAAAAGAGUUAAAAGAGCAUUUGGAAAAGAUUUAUGGGACAAUUUUUUUGCUGGAAGCUAAAGAAAUGCCUUUAACUUAUUUUGUGAUCCCCAAAACACAAAAAGCAAAAAAACAAAUUGAGAAUAUGUUGAAGCAUAAGACACCUUCUCUGCAGAUUUCGAAAACAGAAGGGAAGUUUUCAGUAUAUCAAAAAGAUCAAAAAAUCGAAAAAUGCCAAAUUGAGUUAUGCUUAAAUUAA